AUGAUAAUACCAGAUACUGAAAUAUUGUUUAUCUGUCCCAAACAUGAGCAGGUACUUGUAGAGUUCGAUGAUUGUGACUGGCAUAAACGUGAAUGGGUAAAAGUUCAUGAAGUUUUUCAAAUAUUUUGGGUGGAACAUACGUUAGUGUGGGCUUAUAGAGCUGAUCCUAAUAAAAAUCAGUCUGAAGUGCUUUGGCCAGGAUUGUCUUUUAAGCCAUUAGUGGAUAAAGCUAGUUUAGGCAACAGUAAGAGGAAACCAGUGGAGUUUUUUCUUGAUCGAUACCUAGGAUUAGUGGAGGAAAAGGAUUUUUCUAUUUAUCAGUUUGAUGUAAAAGCAUAUGGUCAUGGAUAUUGGUGGUUUGGCCAAAAAUUUGAACUUUCAAAAGACUUAAAAGAACUGAUUGUAAUUAAGGGAAGUGUACUUUAUCAAGCACCUGUAGGUCAUACUGUUCUUUUAGAUAUUGUGCUGAUGUAUAUGUUGAAAAAAACAUUUAUCAAAAAGUUUAUGUUAUAA
Molecule: messenger RNA, 513 nt
Organism: Lottia gigantea (owl limpet)
Lineage: Eukaryota; Metazoa; Mollusca; Gastropoda; Lottiidae
Exons: 4
Coding region: 1-513 (170 amino acids)
Source: RefSeq, a predicted model, not a curated record